This is a messenger RNA of Cottoperca gobio, 4483 nucleotides long. RefSeq names its product mitotic deacetylase associated SANT domain protein b (gene mideasb). NCBI's taxonomy places the organism in Eukaryota, Metazoa, Chordata, Actinopteri, Perciformes, Bovichtidae. Gene Ontology annotation, biological process: regulation of transcription by RNA polymerase II; negative regulation of DNA-templated transcription. Gene Ontology annotation, molecular function: transcription corepressor activity. The record is from RefSeq and is a predicted model, not a curated record. Gene Ontology annotation, cellular component: transcription regulator complex; histone deacetylase complex.
GGGGGGGGGGAUCACAAGACAAGCAGAGACACGGAGAGAGUCGAUGUACAGCAAAAGGCCGCAUUGCCAGUGGUGUUGCGCAUGAAUGAGAGAAACACACAGACUUCUUCAGAUCUGCUCACCCCCGGCUGGCGACCUCUGACUGGGUCACGAAGAACUCCAGAGGGGAAGAGGAGAUUAUCCUGCUUGACCUUUCUACUGCUCACUCAGCUGUCAAUGUAGUUUUACGGCUUCAUUUCACAGUUUUGUGGAUUGGUAAAUUCAAGUGAUCCAGUUGAGCAUCGAUCGCUGGUUUGGUUGGAAAUAUUCACCUGGCUCGGCUUCUUCAUGCCCGUCAUGAGUGUACCAGCCCAGCAGAAACCCAGCGCCAAAAGAACGGGCAAACGAAUCACAUUUUUCAGCGAUCAAAGCCUAGCAAUGAAGGAGACGUCGCAGCACCCCGAGGGGUCCUACUAUGUCCCGGGUGGUCCUGCCUCAGACCCCGGACAGAGCGAGGCUGCAAGUACUGUGACUUCCAAUCCAGAGGCCCCUCACAUGUACCUCAACUCUGUUAUCUUCAGCCCAGAUAAAGGGGACCAGAGCAGGGGUCAUUAUCAGCAGACUGUGCCUAUGAAAUGGGCCCACCAGGAGCCCAGUCAGCAGCAGCCAUCUCUGUCCCAGCAGCAGAGAGCUGCCUCCUGGAAUACUAUGACUAACUGGGGACAAAACUUUUCAAAUUACGUAGGUGGAGUUAACGUAACAGACUCAAGGACCCAGAAUGCAUUUGUGAAGUCGAUGCAUGAGACAACUGGCUUACAGCCACAUCAACAGCCCCCUAACAGAGCUGCAGACAAGCAGCCUCUGGGGCCUAACCCUACAGUUGAAGCGUACAGGGAUGUUGUUAAGGCUCAGGAGCUGGAUUGGGAUCAGCAGCAGCAGCAGACGCAGGCCUUUCAGGAGACGUUAAAACCUGGGGCGCUGAACACUCAGCAGCACAGCACAUCUCACCCAGGGGGAAGCUCAGUCUUGCAGCCCUUUCAGUUGGCCUUUGGUCAGCCCAAGCAGCACCUGCCAGCGUACUACCAGGCCUUUCAAGGCAACAGGACGACGCUACCUAACCCACCAAACUACCCAACACAAGCAAAACCCCCUCACCAGUUGCAGCAGCUGCAGAAGCAAGAGCAAAUACGCCAGCAACAGCAACAACAGCAUCACAUACUCCAGCAGCAAAUUCAGCAGCAGCACCAUCAACAAAUGCAGCAGCAACAAAUCAUUCAGCAUCAACAGCAUGUACAGCAACAGCUUCAGCAGCAGCAACACAUGCAGCACGAGCAGCAGCAGCAACAAAAGAUACAACAGCAGCAGCAGCAGCAACAGCUCCAAAUUCAGCAAAUGCAACAUCAGCAGUUGCAACAACAAAACCCUCAUGUGCUUGACUAUUACCCCGCAGCACAAAAUGCACACCCUCACCCGCAUCCACAGCCUGUGGUGGUACACUCCCAGGAGUCCUCGGCUCCAGCUCCCCUAAAGAUCCAAGAGCCAAUUAUCCAGGACAUCACCCCAGAACCCCUGCAGCCUUCAGAUCCACUGCCGCCCACUCUCCAGCCUGAGCCCCUGUCUCAAUCGCAACCACAGACACAAUCUCUAACGCAGCUUCGCAGAUCACGACGGCUCUCAAAGGAAGGCGGAGCACCGUCCGACAACCCUUUUCUCUCUGUCUCUACGGAUCAGGCUGCCCCAGGAGGGCCGCAGGGCUCACAGAACGGGGCCUCUGACAUCCAGGCAGCCCCGACAGGCGUCAUCCAGAGCACGCGGAGGAAACGCAGGGUGUCCCAGGAGGUCAACCUGGAGACCCUUGCUCAGAAAGCAUCAGAAAUGGAGUCUCUACCACCACAUAUUGUAAAGGAAUCCCACCGGUCGUGGAGUCCCUCUGAAACGGGGGGUUCGAACAUGAAGCGGCCUCGAGACGACAGCCUCCUCCCGCUCGUCAUCCCCGUGUCUGUCCCUGUGCGAAGGCAGGAGCCCUCCUCUCCCGACAGAGAUGAAGCAGCGCUGGCGUCCAGCUGGCCCCCGAGGCCUUCAAACCCCCAGGACCUCGGCCGCGCCGACCACAAGCCCUCGGUCAUCGUCACCCGGAGGCGCUCACUCAGGAACUCCUUAUCGGAGAGCUCAGAUCAGAAUGGAAGAACUGAAGGGGAGAAGGACGAUGACGGCAAAAAGUCAAAACGGCGUCCGCGGCCCGAGCCUCUAUUCAUCCCGCCGCCCAAACCUGGUUUAUUCAUCGCCCCUCCUAUCUACUCCAGCAUCACACCCUACCAGAGCCACCUACGUUCCCCGGUGCGCCUCGCCGAAAACCCCCUCUCCAUUCCCCCCUACACCCCUCCGCCAAUCCUCAGCCCUGUCCGCGAGGGCUCAGGCCUUUACUUCUCCACUUUCCUGUCGUCUGCUGCAGCCAGCUGCCAGGGCCUGCAACCUCCUGCAACACCCAAGUCGGCAACACGCAGCCUGUUGCGCUCAAACAGCUGCGACAUCACACCGCCAGUUCUGUCUGCUAUGAGCGAGGCCACUCCGGUCAGCAUAGAUCCACGGAUAAACAUUGGGUCGCGGUACCAGGCCGAGGUGCCGGAGCUGCGGCAGCGGUCGGCUGUCGAGCUGGAUCAUCAUCGAGCGGAGCUGCUCUGGACUCCGCUGAAUGAACUGGAGGAGAAACCUGACUUCCAGCAGAAGGUGCAAGACCUCAUGCACCUGGCCUGCUCCAGUGUUUUGUGUGGAGGAGGCACCAACCAGGAGUUGGCCCACCAUUGUCUGUACGAGUGCAAAGGGGACAUAAUGGCCGCUCUGUCCCUCCUCAUGCUGAGGAAUCCAGUGUUCCCCAAAUCUCAUUAUCUGGCCAACUAUCACUACUCAGGAUCAGACAGCUGGACUGCCGCUGAGAGACGCCAGUUCAACAAAGGCAUCACUGCGUACAAGAAGGACUUCUUCAUGGUGCAGAAACAGGUGAUCACUAAGUCAGUGGCGCAGUGUGUGGAGUUUUACUACACGUACAAGAAACAUGUGAAGAUCGGCCGCAGCGGGAUGCUGAUCUACGGUGAGGUGGAGCCUCUCGACAGCAAGACCACUGAGGAGGAGACGGACCCCAAGGGCUCUCAAAGGUUGGAGCCGCAGAAGGAGGAGGACAGCAGGAAGUGGGAAGGGUCAGCUGACAGGAAACAGGAUGUCGGGCCCACCAGGGCGACACACACGCAGCAGUCCGCUGAGAAUCCCGGGACCGUCCUGAUCAUGAAAGGCCCAGAGGACGUGGGGAAGGAGCAGCCAUUGUCCCGGGUCACCCUCCCCCCUCAGCCGCCCCCUCCCGGCUCCAAACCUCGCUACGACGGCCCCGCACGUAAGACCAGCCCUUCGACGGGUAACAAAGCCUCAGCUGGUCAGGAAGGAGAGUUCCCCUGCAAGAAAUGUGGCAGGAUUUUCUACAAGGUGAAGAGCCGCAGCGCCCACAUGAAGAGCCACGCCGAGCAGGAGAAGAAGGCCGCAGCGCUGCGGCAGAAGGAGGCCGAGGAACGAGCAGCGACCGAGGCUGCCGCCGCCGCCGCCCUCGCCGCGCAGCAGAACGGGACGCGACUAGUGGGCGGGGACAGCACCAACGAUGACUCGUCGGGCGGGGAGGACGAGGACGAUAAGGACUGGCAGUGAGCGAAAGGACGCACACACUGACUGCGGCGCGGCUUUACUCUCUGGGACGGGAGGAGGGAAAUUAAAGAAAUAAGUUAAAAAAAAUCCCUCCUGUGGACUUUGUCUUUAUGUUUUGGAACAAGAAGACUUCCGUUGCGUGGCACAUUCAGGGACAGAUUUACUCCCGUGUGUGUGUGUGUGUGUGUGUGUGUGUGAGACAAGGAGUGUGUAUGUGUGUGUGUGUGUGUGUGAGACAAGGAGUAGUGUGUAUGUGUGUGUGUGUGACAAGGAGUGUGUAUGUGCUUUUCCAAAACUCACCAACGCCCCUUUACUCUGCUUGAAAAGCUUUUCAAGAGUUACCUCUCAUGGUCACAGGGCUCGGUCAAAUCAAAGCCAUGCCGCUUCUCUCGGCGCUCUCCUGCUCUUCGCCCGGCACUUCGAGUCUCGCCCAUCUUCGCUCGACGGGCGAGGAACUUUAGUUCUCUCUCUCUCUCUCUCUCUCUCGAUUUGAGCCACAGCUCGCGCUUGCUUAAGCCGCAUCCCAUCUGGAUGAAGUUUUGGCGUUAUGAAGACUGAAAUCUGACAGCUGGGGGAGUGCGGCGAGGGGAUUGGACGGAGGGUUUCUCCGCUCUCAGGCCGACAGAUGGAUGGAUGGCAUGUGCAAACUGUUGCCUUUGUUUCGCCACUCUUCUGCACUCAAGGCUGCCAAAAGCUUUCUCAGACGCAUGAUGUGCACCAAAUGGGUUCCUUCUCUCUCUGUGAGCGUUGUUCAUUUGGGCUUUAGUUCUUUGUACCCCCCCCCCCCCCCCCCCCCCCCCCCCCCCCCCCCCUCUCA